UAGACACAACGUUGAGUCAGUGAGGUUAUGUCAUGUCGCGAGGCAGCUUGAACGGUCCACGCGGCUAUUGUUAAAAUGUAUUUGUUUGUAGUUGUCUUUAUAAUAGAUAAAUAGUUACGUUUGUCACUCUGUGCCUUAUUCGAUACAUAACAUAAUUGACGACGAGUCACAGAAAGAAUCCACGCAAAAGUCCAAAAAUGUCGUUAAUUGGGGCCAUCGAGCAAUUUGAUCCUGCUAAAAGUGAUAUCACGUCUUAUUUGGAGAGACUUGAGCAGUUGUUUUUAUGUAAUGGAGUGGAAAAAGUCAAGGAAGUUCCUUUAUUGAUUACGUUAAUUGGUGGAGAAGUUUACAGUGUCUUAAGACUUAAUAGCUCCACAUCCACCAAGUUCAAAAACAUUUGAAGAGUUAAAAGAAGUUCUAUCGGAAUAUUAUAGUCCAAAGCGGUUAGUUAUCGCUGAAAGGUAUAAAUUUUACAACACAAGUCAAGAACCUACAGAGGAUGUUAAAAGUUUUGUGGCAAAACUAAAAAGUGUUGCUCAAUAUUGUAAAUUUGGUCAGUUUUUGAAAGAAUGUCUCAGAGACAGACUUGUCUGUGGUGUAAGGUCAGUCACAAUAAAAUGCAAACUCCUGGCAGAAGACGAUAUUUCCUUUGAUAAAGCAUAUGAGAUAGCAUUGUCAAUAGAACUUACAGAAGGUCAAGUAAGAAGAAUGGAACCAGAAAAUGUAGCAGCCAUCGAAGAAAAGUUAGAUAAAGUCAUGUUCAGAAAGCAGGAAGCUACAAUUAAGAAAGAUGGUGGUCAUGAAGCUGGUAGAAGUUAUGUCCAACGUAAGUCAUGCUUUAGAUGUGGUAAAAGCCAUGAUUCGUCAAAAUGUCCAGCCAAAGCAUGGCAAUGUUUUUUUUUGUAAGAGAGUCGGCCACACUAGCACGGUCUGUCGUUCGAAAGUUAGUUUAUUAGAAGAAGGUGAUAUACAAGGUGAAGUGAAGGAGGAAGAUUCAUUAUUUCUGGGAUUGUUGUCUUCAUUGGAACCAGAAAAUUCAGCUCCAGAGAAAAUAAUAUUAGAGGUAGAAGGUAACUCAAUUUUAUUUGACAUUGAUACUGGUGCCUGUCGCACAGUAAUUCAUAUACAUGAUUUUAAAAAGUUUUUGUCAGAAUUAAAUAUUUAUUCUGUUAAUUACUGUUUAAAGGUAUUAACCGGCCAGGGAGUAAAAAUUAUGGGAGAAACUGAUGUAUUAGUAAAAUAUAAAAACAAUUUUGUAAAAUUACCUAUAGUCAUUUUAGAAAGUAAGUAUAAUUUUACUCCUCUGUUAGGUAGAAACUGGUUAAAUGUAUUACAUCCUAAAUGGAGACAAAAAGUCAAUUUUUCACAGAGUGAAUUUGUUAGUCAGCUGGAAUUGGAAAACCUUGAAACUGCAAGUUUAAUAACAGAAAUAAAAAAAGAAUUUGAAUCUGAUUUUGAUGAGAAUAGUAAUUCAUUCAUUAAACAUUUUGAAAUUGAUCUAAAUUUAAAAGAAAAUGUACAACCCAUUUUUCAUAGAGCUUAUGAUAUGCCUUUUGCCCUAAAAGAUAAAGUUGAACAGGAAUUAAAAAAACUGGUUGAGUUAGGAAUUUUACAAAAAGUUAGUUACAGUAAUUGGGCCAGUCCUAUAGUAGUAGUUCCAAAAAAAUCGUCUGAGGAACUAAGAAUUUGUGUAGAUUUUAAAAAAACAUUAAACAAAGUCUUAGAUAGUGAUCAUUGUGCUUUACCCCUACCAGAAAAUAUCUUUGCAUGUCUAAGCGGACAUAAAUAUUUUACUGUUUUAGAUUUAAAAGGUGCUUACCAGCAGCAAAAGGUCAGUAAAAAUACACAAAAAUUAUAAGUAAUAAACACCCAUAUAGGCUUGUUUGCUUUCACUAGACUAACGUAUGAUAUCAGCUCGGCACCAGGUAUUUUUCAGUCGGUGAUGGAUAGCAUUUUGGCAGGUUUACAAGAUACUAAAUGUUACUUAGAUGAUAUUUUGGUAUAUGGUGAGUCACUUAAAGAUUGUUAUGAGAAUGUCAGAAAAGUGUUAAAACGUUUACAUGACUAUGAUGUAAAGAUUAAUAUAAAUAAGUGUAAGUUUUUCGAAACUAAAGUAGAAUGUUUGGGUCAUAUUAUAGAUGCCAAGGGGAUACAUCCUACUGAAGAAAAAAUCGUAGCAAUUAAUUCUGCUCCAACACCAAAGAAUGUAACUGAAUUAAAGUCAUAUUUAGGUUUGCUCAAUUACUAUGCGCCAUCGCAGCACCUGGUUAAAUGGAAGGGUACUACAAAUCUGGCCUCCACAUAAGUGGUCUGUAGCUUCGACAUGAUAGGUGUGAAAUUUUAAACGUUCUUGUUGUUGAUUGGAUAGGAAGAGUGGCGUAAUCUAGCCUCCAUGCUAGGUACAUCAUAGCCUCCAUACAGUACUUCCAAUAUUUAAUAUUUUAUUCAAGUGGACAAUAAAGGUAUAACACAAACAACUUUUGUUUCUUAAUUAUUUAUUUAUACAAUAAUGUGACAUUUUACAUAGAAAUAUGAGUAUUUAAUUUGGAUUAAAUAUAUGUUUACUCGUUGAAUUUUCCACCGUCUGCACAGAACACCUGAUGGGAGCCAUUAGACCUAACAACAAAACGCGAAAUAAAAUUUGGAUUUUAAAACUGUUGGAUAAACAGUACCUACAAUCAGAAAAUCUCUACCUUACAAUCAGAAAAACUUACUUAAAAAGUACUCGAUUACAAAAUAACAAAAAUAUCAAAAACACGACUGAAUAGAGAUAUAUUGCAUAGUCACUUUUGCACUUGCUGUAUUACAGCACGCGUUAUUUUGACAGUAGAGCAUGCGCAGAUGUGACAUUUGGCUUACGCUGCAUUAUUGAAAAUAGUGCCUGCCGUUAUUAGGAUGGUUAUUAGGGGAGUGGUUACGCUGUGCGGUAUUCGUUGCGCUAUUUUAUUUUCAGGUUAUGUUUGUUGUUUGUCUUUCAUUUAAACCAAGUUCAUUUGUAAUAAUUUUCUAAAAUGAGCACCUCAGUCAGUAGCAAACGAAAGAUUUACAUCUGAUGACGAUUUGUGUUUAUUAAAAUAAGUUUUAGGUCAAAAUCAAUUGACUUAUUCAGAAAAUUGGACGUUAGUUUAGGAAAACAUGAAGUGUACAACAGGAAAUUUUUUUAUUUUAAGAACACUCAAGGAUCAAUUUUGUUUCUCAUGCCCGAUAUUUGGAAGAGAAUUCAAACCUUCCUUCCAUUUAAAUCAAAUUAUUUAUUUUUAGCAUGUAAUCGGUGUAUGUUGUAUGUUCAUCUUUCAGAAUGUUAUGCAAGAUGAUAAACUAGAUGUCUUCAUCAUUAGCAUUGGCCAAAAUGAGAGCUUCUAACUAAACCUUGAUCCAAAAUUGCAUACAAGUUAGACAAACAACUAAACUUAAUUGAGCUGUAAAAAUACCGCCACCAAAAUGUUGAGCAAUAUCUGUAUUUAUGACACGUCUGAGAAAUGUCAGUUAUGUCAAACUAGCGCGGUGUAAAUAGCGCAACGUAGGCUGUGUUAAAUUUGCAAUAUCUCUCUAUUAUCAGCUUUUUAUGGUGACACAAACACAUCACAUAACCGACCAUAUAAAAUAACUGAACGACAACGAACGAACAAACACGAACACUGAACAGCGAUUCACAGAUAGCGCAGGAUUUGGCAAAAGUCAUGUUCCACCAAUCACAAUGCCGACAUCAGCGCCUCUGACAAAAUGGAAGGAAAAUAAAUACGAUUACAUGUUUUUUAUUAGAGUGCGCGGGGCAUGAUAUCGUGUUGUAGUGUAUGUCAACAAUGUCAAAAUUUCACAAAUUCAGACAAGGAAUUAUGUCCGUGGCCAUCAGCACCACACAACUUUUAUAGAGUAUAUAUAGAUUUUUUCUUUAAAUUUAAAUACACAUUUUUGAUUUUAAUUGAUCAGAAGUCAAAAUGGUUAGAUGUUAAAUUAAUGUCAAAUGGCACAGAUGCAUCAGAGACAAUAUCAAAGUUAAGAGAUAUGUUUACUAUAAUUGGUCUUCCAGUUGAAUUAGUCUCAGAUAAUGGACCUCCUUUCAAUUCCAGUGAAUUUGUGGCAUUUUGUCAAGCAAAUGGAAUAAAACCAGUGAAGACACCUCCGUAUCACCCUCAAAGUAAUGGUGCUGCGGAGCGUAGUGUUCAAAUAGUAAAGAAAAACUUGGAAAAAGCCCUGUUGACUAUUAAGAGAGAGGAAAUUAAUAAACAAAAUUGGUUAUUCAGAAAAUUCAAAACUUUCUAUUCUCUUACAGAACAACUCCUUCAACUGCUACAGGGAUUUCUCCCAGUGAAAGUAUUUUUAAAGUUCGUCCUAGAAAUAGAUUUAAUCUGUUGAAACCUUCUUGCCAUAAUAGUAAUCAGUCAACAAUCCCAAUCAAUAAUGGGCAUACCUUGUAUAAAGUAAAUGAAUGUGUUUAUAUUAAAAACAAACAAACAAAAUUAUGGCAGAAAGGUAAGGUGAUGAAAAUUUUAAGUUACUGUACUUAUUUAGUUUGUAGUAAUGGCGUAAUAAAAUUUACACAUGCAAAUGAUAUGAAAAAAGACAGAGAGGAAGAUAGAAUCCUAGAUUCUAACGAGACUCAAAAGUCAGAAACUCCGAUAGUGUGUAGUAAUAUGCCAGUAAUACGUGACAGUGUUACAAGUGAAUUACCAGUGAAUCAAACUGUGAGACACGAACCGGUUGAAUUAGAACCAAAGGAGCCCAUCCCAAGUUCAUCACAAGAAGAACCAAGUCCACCUCCAGCUAGAGAUGACACAUCCACUGAUGGCAACAUUAGAACACGUGCAGGGAGAUUAGUAAAAGCUCCCAUCAAGCUUGAUCUCUAUCGAGGGAGGAGAUGUUGUAUAUGAACCCGGCAUCGGGAUAGUAGACACAACGUUGAGUCAGUGAGGUUAUGUCAUGUCGCGAGGCAGCUUGAACGGUCCACGCGGCUAUUGUUAAAAUGUAUUUGUUUGUAGUUGUCUUUAUAAUAAAUAAAUAGUUACGUUUGUCA
Molecule: messenger RNA, 5014 nt
Organism: Diabrotica virgifera virgifera (western corn rootworm)
Lineage: Eukaryota; Metazoa; Arthropoda; Insecta; Coleoptera; Chrysomelidae
Exons: 2
Coding region: 791-1858 (355 amino acids)
Biological process (GO): proteolysis
Molecular function (GO): aspartic-type endopeptidase activity
Source: RefSeq, a predicted model, not a curated record